UGACUUGAAAUUUCUGUGAUUCGAAUUUGAUUUCGUUAAAGACUUAAGUAAUUUGUUGAUUUAAAUUUAAUUUUCGUGUCUUAGCAAAAUGCGGUUCACAUACAGUCGCCAAAUGAGUCAGCAAGUCCUGCACAUGCAUCAGGUCAUCCGAAGUCAGAUCGGAGACGAUGUAAUGAAAAAGUAUCUGGAGCCAUUGUGGUAUUGUGGCCUCUCCGAUGUCCAAAUGUCAGCUCUGCGUGGCUUCAGGCGUGCCUUGGGGGAUGACAUUUUACAGGGCAGCACACAUCGGUCACGUCAAAUGCUGGUCGACUUAGGCAUUAUCCCGCGACCAUCAUCGAGCGGACUGAAGCGCCUGUUAGAUAUGAGCCGCGGCAACGAUGUGGCCUUUCUGUGGUUCCUCAAGGAAAUGUAUUACAAGACGUCGAAUCAUGAGGCCAUCUACGAGCUUAACGAGCGAAUAAUCAUGUCCUCCAUCUUCUGGCUAGAUCUUUUUCCGACGUUGCUUGAACUGGAACGUGUGCUGCCGCUGCCGCAUAAGUCGGUGGCUCAUCAACUGAAGCAGGAACACUUCAAGGAGCGUCGUUAUAAGGCCAAGCAACUGAAGCACAUGAAGGAUUUGGCUAAAAAAAUAGCUCAGUGCCAGUCAACAAUAAAGGACGACAGCUCGCCUUAUUUUCAGAAGGUCUUAUUUCCCACUCCUCGACCGCGGUGCCAUUUUGCCUACCGUCCGAAGCAGCCACUUUCGUUGCCCACCAUAGAAUCACAUUUAACGCGUAAUUCGAUCAAGUCCCGUUGGUUUGGCAAAUACGACUUCCAUCAAACAGAACGGAUUGCCAGAUCUGUGCUAAACACUCAGAUUGCAAAUAUUCUGUCUACGCUGCAAUCAGACAAAAGUCAUAUGACUGAUCUGACGUCCCUCUGCACGCACCACAUGCUCAUCAGUAAAACGGAGGAAUCGCUGAAUGUAAAACUGGCAAAGAUGAAAGCAGAACGUAGCAAGCAACUCAUGAAUGUGGACAAGCGGCGAGAGAAGAAUCGCCGGCGCGUUCUGGAAGACCUGGAUCGCCUGACGGAUCGCUAUCGGGCGGAGUUUCGUAAGCUAACUCAGAAAGAGCGCAUAUCCUCCACCAGGAAACGCUUAAUGUUGGAUCCAUGUGAUCCGGGUUUCGUUUACCUUAAGAAGGACGACGUUGACAGGUUGCAAGAUGACAUCGUGUGCCGCAUUAUUGAUUCCCGUUUAGGCCUGCACUUACCCGAUAAAUGCAUCCCACCCACCGUCGUGGACAACACUCCUAUAAAGAAAAAUUCAUAUCCUGUGCCUAACCGUUCCAGCGCUAUUGAGUCAGGGGACAUACUGGAAUUGCAACUUGGGCCACGACUAUCAUCGAAGCCACAGAGUAAAACUGGCAUUGAGAGGAAGAAGGUUCAUACCCAGGAAACCUGUCAAUGUCGGUGUUCCUGUAGCAGCGAUUACUUUGAGCUGGGCACGAAUGCUUUGUUCCACAAGUUCAACUAUCCCAAGGUAUUCGAUUCCUACAAGAACGAAGAGAAGGAGGAGCAGCAGAAGAUAAGGUUAGCGCUGAUCAAGUCGCUCAGGGAAGAUGAUGAUAAUAAUUGUGAGUCAAUAGACACACUGGUGGAUCGCUCAGCCAAGCGCAUUUUCAGAGAGGGUAUUGAGCUCUUCGAUAAGCAGUAUCAGAAGGCGCGCUGGGAGUCUCUUAAAGGCGAUUCGCAUACACGGAUUGAUCUGGGCUAUGAUUAUUACGAUGCUGAUGAUCUGGAUCUGAUGAGAAAUCUGCUGCGCAUGGGGCUGGACCGCGUGGCCCGUGAUCAACGCUUCGUCUUGCCCACCCUGCCUGAAGUGCAUCUCGUACCGAUGCUACUUGAAUGGAUCCGAGCACGCUAUGGCAAACGUUACUCCCAAUCGGAACACAGGCACAAAUACAAUGCAGCCGAAGCUGUUAUGAAUAAUGUAAUCUUCAUGCUGAACCGUAACUUUGUGCGGAAGAAGCGUCCGGAGAUAUUGUGGCACAACAGUAAAACCACGUCCUUUCCUCUCCACAAUGCGAAUCGCAAGAUACUGAGAAAAUACUGGAGUCAAUAUUCGAAGCAAUUCUUUUUGUCCUUUCUGGAAAUUGGCCGUAUAUUCUACUGCGCCAUGGGGGCCCAUCAAAAUAACUCGCCCAAUGAAAGAUAUUUCACGUAUAUGCCCGCUCAGUUCAGAGAUGUGUAGUUCAGCAAACUUUUUAAAUUAAGACAAUACGUAUCGAAAUUAAAAAGGUAUUUACUCUACAUAAAACGAUCUAGCUCUGGCUCUGGUCUAGCUCGCUAAGCACAAGCUGAAGCCCAUUCAAUAUUAAAUUGAAUCACAGAGUCACAUGCGUGAGCUGCGGAUACAGUUGCAUGCAGGACAAAGGCAUGGCACGCAAUCACUAAACAGCUAUAAUUCAUUAGCGCAAUAGCUCAUAAUCGCCUUAUGAAGCUACGUACGUGCAUGCUCAUUAAUCAGACUCAAUGAAAGGGUGAUGUCUGAUGGAUGCCAGCCAGGACUCGAUGACGGGUCAAAUUGGCAUGCAUGAACGCAUUUCCGCUUCCGCUGCUGCACGGCUUGACCCAUGGGUCAAGUUAUACGCCCUCUAUACACACACACACACACACAU
Molecule: messenger RNA, 2660 nt
Organism: Drosophila hydei
Lineage: Eukaryota; Metazoa; Arthropoda; Insecta; Diptera; Drosophilidae
Exons: 1
Coding region: 89-2233 (714 amino acids)
Source: RefSeq, a predicted model, not a curated record